UAUGGUAAUCAAUGCAGAGAAAGAACUAGAGAAUGCAACACUGGAGCAAGGGAGGCCAGUGAGGCUCCUGGGGACAACAGUCUGGCAACAGAUUUGUGAGGCUUGAAUUAGGGUGGUGACAGCAGAGAUGGAGGACACACAUAUGAAAUACAUUAGGAAGUAAAAUCAGUAGGAAUCAAUAACUGGUGGGAUAUUGUGGGAGAAAGAAAGGGGGACAUAGUCAAGGAUGAUGGUCAACACUGACUGGCCAUCCAUCUCACCCUUGCUCAGGAUGUUUAAGGUAAACCUGUCAUCAGAUUCCAAGGAGGCAGCAGUCAUUGAAUCUAAAAGAAAUCGAGAAAAGGAACGGCAGAGCCGAUUCUUCAAUGUGCGGAACCGAGUCAUGGGGGUGGAUGCUGAAGCACUGAACAGCCAGGUGGAAGAUCGAAAACUUCGGGAAGCAACCGAGAGGAGCAGGGAGGCAGCUUAUGGUACCAGCCAGGUGCAGUAUGAUUUGGUAGCCCAGAUGCUCGAGAAGGAACAGGCAGAAUGCACACGUCGACUAGCUAAGAAAGUCCAGGAAUUUCGGAAGCAGAAGCAGCAACUUAAGAACAGACGUGAAUUUGACCUCUGGGAUCCAGACCAACUCUGGAAGGAGUUUCCAGCUCGCCUCAAUGACAACGAUCCCCACUGUGGCCCAGCCAGCCUGCAGUGCUUCUCUGGGGAGGACCUGGACAGGACCACAUGCCUGAGAAUGCAGCAGGACCAGUUGAGAUACAACCUGGAAAGGCAGCUGCAUGAGCAACAGCAAGCCAGGGCUGAGGAAAAGUGUUCAGGUAAGCAGCUGGGCCCUCCAGACUCAGAGAACCUGAGGCCUGGCAGGGAGUUGUCCUGAGCCAAGUACAGCACCCAGGAGACCACAGUUCAGUUGGGAGGUCCAGUUCCUCACGGGGCUGAUGCUGAAAGGUUAGACUGUGCAGACCCCAACCUCUCUGACUUCCGUAAGUAACUGACAGUGUGGUCAUUGUUCCCCAAUUUGCCUGGCAUUCCAUUACCUGCAGGCAACACGCUGCAGACACACCUAAUGGCUCUGCCACGCAAUAGCUGGUUUGAGCAAAUUCAUUUCCUCUCUGUGCUUUAGUUUUCUCAUCAUUAAAAU
Messenger RNA from Choloepus didactylus (southern two-toed sloth), 1138 nucleotides. RefSeq names its product RIB43A-like with coiled-coils protein 1. The record is from RefSeq and is a predicted model, not a curated record. The transcript has 3 exons. Bases 227 to 874 code for a protein of 215 amino acids. Lineage: Eukaryota; Metazoa; Chordata; Mammalia; Pilosa; Megalonychidae.